This is a messenger RNA of Harpegnathos saltator (Jerdon's jumping ant), 3406 nucleotides long. RefSeq names its product trafficking protein particle complex subunit 11 gry (gene gry). NCBI's taxonomy places the organism in Eukaryota, Metazoa, Arthropoda, Insecta, Hymenoptera, Formicidae. The record is from RefSeq and is a predicted model, not a curated record. Bases 1 to 3264 code for a protein of 1087 amino acids. The transcript is spliced from 20 exons. Gene Ontology annotation, cellular component: cytoplasm.
AUGUUUGAACUACCAGCAGAAUUGACAGCUAAGCCUUUAGCUUUAAUAGGUUUGACAGGAUUAGACAUUACAAAUCCAGUCUAUCGAUCUAUCUGGGAUGCAUUUAGUAACAACCGUAGACCAGAUGGUGCAGCAGUUCAGUUUAAACUGCUCAGUCAAUCACAUGAGUUUCCUACUGUUAAACCAAAGCGUAGUUCAUAUGAGUGGUAUAUACCUAAAGGGAUAUUAAAAAGAAAUUGGAUGAACAAAUAUCUCAAUGAUAUUCCUUCUGUAGUUGUUGUAUUCUAUGAUUUAGACUGGAAUGACCCUUUGUGGAAUGAAAAGAAAAUGGAAUGUGCUUCUAGAGUACAAUCAUUAAGAGCUGUCCUUGAUGGAAGAAGUACAAAAAUAGCUGUAGUAUUGAUACAAUGUGCUGUUCAACCACCACCUGGUACUGAAGAUGUAAUUGCAACUGAACGUGCAACAGCAUUGUGUGGAGCUUGUGACUUAACAGCAAAGUUUUUGUAUAUUCUACCACAUGCUGAUCAUUUAUUUGGAUAUACAUCUAGGCUAAAGACAGCGCUUUAUGAUUUGGCACAAAACUUUUAUCAUCAUGAGUAUCGAAAUGUUAAAAGUCAUCGUGAUCAGCUCACUAAGAAUGUUCAUCAGUAUUUGUUUGUUCGUCAUCAAUUUAAAAUGGCAUUCUUAAAUGAGCUCAAGCAGGAACAACAUCUUGCUCAGAAACAUUAUAUGCAAGCUUAUCACAAUCUAUUGGAAACAAGAAUGACAGAUGCAAAUGCAGUAGAAAUCAAAACUGUUGCUAGUUUUAUAAAUUAUAAGUUAUGCAAGAUAAUGUUCAGCUUGAAUCUUCCAAAAGAUGCCAUCUCUCAAUUUAGACUUCAUACAGAGAGAUUUAAGUUAAAAACUGGACCGAAAGAGCUUAUGUUUGAACAUCAUGCUUGGAUGAGUAGUCAGUUCUCCACAUUUGCUGAAUUAUUUGAUGAGGCAAUUCGUCAAGGGUUACCCGCUGUUCAAACGCAACAUCCAGGUUAUUAUUUCCAAUUAGCUGCUAAUCAUGCAGGUUUACGACAGACUGCAUGUAAAGAAUUGUGUCAAAAUGUAAAUAGUUAUCCAGAUCCAGAUCCAUUAGCAGGCGAAGAGAAACUUGAAUUUUAUGGACAACGUCCAUGGCGACCUGGAAAAUUGAGUGCGGAGCCUGCAGACACGGCCAAAGAAGCUAUUGGUAUACAGGCUUUACAAUAUAGAGAGAAAACUUCAGUUAAUCAUUCUAUGAUAAUUAUCGGUUUAUUAGGAAAUGCGAUAUCGCAAUUCAAAGUGUAUCGUUGUCCACGGAUGCGACGAUUGUUAGUUGUGCAAAUGGCAGAGGAGUACUUCAAUGCUCGGGAUUAUGGCAAAGUUUUGACAUUAUUAAUGCAUAUGUUAUGGGAAUAUCAUGGAGAACGAUGGCCAGUUUUGCUGACAGAUAUCUUGAAAAAUGCACUGCGGGCUGCGUAUCUAUCAACUAGUAUUCAAGAUUAUCUCACUCUAGCCCUUGAAGCUUUGGGACCCUCUACUACAUUCUCAGAAGAGCGGCAAGCUAUUAUUUAUGAUAAUAUUAUGAAUAUAUUACAGAAAAAACCACCAAAUCCAGAACCAGAUUUGCCAGAUGAUAUUAAGCAUUUAGCAAUAGAGAAAUGGACAUUAGAAUUAAAUCGUCCAGAGCCAAGUAUCUUUACAAUUGAUGACAAUAAUAUGACAUCGUUUGUUGAUCUUAAAGCACGAUUUUUGCAAUCGACAUAUGCAGUGAAUACGAUGAUAACAAUAGAAGUUAUCAUAAGGAAUUCCUACUGUGGCGUUAUUGAAUUCAGUAAUGUGUUAAUAACAGUCAGUGGUCCAGGUUAUAAUGCUGAGGUUUCAGUUAGCAAUAUUCAACAGUCUAACUUUGUUUUCCAAGCAAAGGAGACGAAGAAAUUUUAUUUCAAUUUUAAAGCGCCUUAUCAAAAUGAUGGUGUCGAAAUUCGUAUUAGCACAGUUUCAUUGCAGAUAGGUGAUAAUGCACAUUGUUGUAUCAUACUAAGAUUUUCAGCUGUGGGUAGAGAAACGAAUUUAUUUGACCGUUUGUAUCCUGAAAUACAACAACUUCGAGGCGAAUUUGAGGCGAUAAGACCUUCGAUUCAUGCAGAAAUCAAACAAGAAGAAUCCAGUUUGAAUGUACAUACAGAAUCCAAUAAUCCCGCGCUCUUAGGCGAGUGGCUACCUGUAACUAUACGUCUAUCAGCUAACGAGGAUGUAACUGCUAUUUCUUUACACGUAACACUCGCACCAGAUGGUAGCAAUGAACAAUCAACUGACCUAAGCUUAAACAUGCUUAAUAAACAGCCCAAAGUAUCAAUUUCUGUUAAUAAUAUGAAUAAAAAUUCCUUUGUCAAACACGUUGUGUAUAUUAGAGCACAUAAAGUGGGCGACAGAAAUAUCAUAAUAAAGGCAGAAUAUUCUAAACCUGAACAAAUUAAGGGAAGUAAAGAAUUGUCAUAUACAUUAGCAGUUAAAAAAUCAUUUGAAGUAGCAACACAGUUUUAUACUACACUGUUUGAGCCACUAACAAAUGGAUUUGUUAAUGAACCAUUUAUUAUUAUGCCUCAUAUUACAUGUGUCUCCCCAUGGCCUAUAAACAUUUUAAGUACAUCUAUAGAAUUGGCGGAUUCUAUUGAAAGAGAGAACAAUUUGGAUAACAGAAAAUCUAUUUUGACGAAUGUUACACUGUGUGACGGUGAAGCAGGGACCGAUGCCUAUUGCUUAAUUCCAAAAACAGGUGGCGAACCUAUCAGUACCGGAGUAUAUACUAUCAAAUGGAAAAGAGCGAAUGAUGAAACCGCGUUAGAAACUAGCAGUAGUGUAACUUUAGCUCCUCUAUGUGUCAAAGAUGCGGUGAUCGGAUUAGAAGCCAAAAUGCCAGCCCAUGGUUGGGUUCGCACGCCAUUUUGUAUAUCUUAUUUUAUAAAAAAUUAUUCCGAUUAUCUCGUCACUUUACGUUUAGCUAUGGAAGGCAGUGAUGCUUUCAUGUUUGCUGGGCAAAAACAGGUUGACGUUUAUAUACUACCUAGAAACGUACGGAAAAUUGAUUGGAUCUUACGACCGUUAGUCGCUGGCUUUGUCGCUCUUCCAACAUUAUCACUAACUGUACCUGCAGAUGAGGAACAUAAGAUGGGUAAAGCACGUCUGUCGGAGGUCGUAGAACGUUCAUUGCCGAGUCACAUAUAUAUAUUACCGAAAUCGCAGUCUUAGCAGAAUAAAUAUGGUUGGUAUUAAGACUCUUUUUAUGAAAGGAAUAACUUGUUAUCAAAUUAUAUUAUAAAGUUAGUUAUACAUUUUGAGAACAGGCAAUCUGAUAAGUUUGUAAUCUGUUGAAUAUAAUUUAUUUGAAUUA